UUUUUUUAAACUUCUCAUUCAUCUUUUUACUCAUUUCUCCAUUCCAUCCUUCUCACUUGCCCACCCCUCAAACCACAUUUUUAUCAUGUCUUCCUUCCUUUCAGCAGCUGCCUCGCAGGUUGCAGGCCAAGUAAAAAUUCAUGGCAAAACAUCUGCUAGAUCCAUCGCUGUACAAUGCCAUCGCUACUCCACAGGAUCCGGCAGCUCCUCAAACCAGAAUCUUAACAAAUACAGUUCCAAGAUCACACAGCCAAAGUCUCAGGGUGCCUCGCAAGCCAUGUUGUACGCCACGGGAUUGAAGGAAGAUGAUAUGAGUAAACCUCAAGUUGGAAUCUCUAGCGUUUGGUAUGAGGGUAAUCCAUGCAACAUGCAUUUGAAUGAUCUUGCAGCAAAAGUCAAGGAAGGUGUUCAGAAAGCAGGCCUGGUCGGCUAUCGCUUCAACACGAUCGGUGUCAGUGAUGGUAUCUCAAUGGGUACCGCCGGUAUGAGCUACUCACUUCAAAGCAGAGAUAUCAUUGCGGACUCUAUUGAGACGGUUAUGAGCGGGCAAUGGUACGAUGCCAAUAUCUCCCUGCCUGGAUGCGACAAGAAUAUGCCUGGCUGUUUGAUUGCCAUGGGACGUAUCAACCGCCCUUCGAUCAUGGUCUAUGGAGGUACGAUCAAACCCGGUAAAUCCUCUUGCAGCCAGGGCACUCUUGACAUCGUCUCGGCCUUCCAGUCUUAUGGCUCUUAUCUUGCCGGAACCAUCAAUGAGACUCAACGUCAGGACAUUGUCCGCAACUCCUGUCCCGGAGCAGGCGCCUGCGGUGGCAUGUACACCGCCAACACCAUGGCAUCGGCGAUUGAAGCCAUGGGAAUGACCCUUCCCUACAGCUCAUCCACUCCUGCAGAGUACCCCGAGAAGCUCCAGGAAUGCUUGGAUGCCGGAAAGGCCAUCCGCAACUUGCUUGAACUUGACAUCAAGCCCCGUGAUAUCAUGACUCGCAAGGCUUUCGAGAAUGCAAUGGUCCUUACCAUGAUUUUGGGCGGUUCCACAAAUGCUGUUCUCCACUUGAUCGCAAUUGCACGAGCUGUCAAUGUAAAUUUGACCAUCGAUGAUUUCCAAGAGGUCAGCUCUCGCAUCCCUCUUUUGGCUGAUCUCAAGCCUUCCGGCAAGUAUGUCAUGGAGGAUGUUCAUAAAAUCGGAGGUACUCCCGCUGUCCUCAAGUACCUUUUGGAGAAUAAUCUGAUCCACGGAGAAUGUUUGACAGUCACUGGAAAGACCAUUGCAGAGAACUUGAGGGACGUUCCUGGCCUCAAGGAAGGUCAGGAUGUCAUCCUCCCCUUGGAGAAGCCUAUCAAGCCAACUGGACAUCUCUGCAUCCUCAAGGGUAACCUUGCCCCUCUCGGCUCUGUGGCCAAGAUCACUGGUAAGGAGGGUCUUUUCUUCGAGGGUCCAGCCAAUGUGUACGACCACGAGACCGACAUGUUGCGUGGUUUGGAGAACGGUGAGAUCAAGAAGGGUCAGGUUAUUAUUAUUCGCUACUCUGGACCAAAGGGUGGUCCGGGUAUGCCCGAGAUGUUGACACCCACUUCUGCCAUCAUGGGAGCUGGUCUUGGAAACGACGUUGCCUUGUUGACCGAUGGUCGCUUCUCGGGUGGAAGUCACGGAUUCAUCAUCGGACACAUCACACCCGAGGCUCAAGAGGGAGGACCUAUUGGUUUGAUCAAGAAUGGUGAUAUUAUUGCCAUCGAUGCUGAGAACAAGACCAUCGAUGUCAAGGUCACAGACGAGGAAAUGAAGGCCCGUCACGCCACUUGGGUGGCUCCUCCUUUCAAGGCCACUCGCGGAACUCUUUACAAGUAUAUCAAGAAUGUCAAGAAUGCUAGCGAAGGAUGUGUUACCGACGAGUAA
Molecule: messenger RNA, 1894 nt
Organism: Lobosporangium transversale
Lineage: Eukaryota; Fungi; Mortierellomycota; Mortierellomycetes; Mortierellales; Mortierellaceae
Product: dihydroxy-acid dehydratase
Exons: 6
Coding region: 86-1894 (602 amino acids)
Biological process (GO): branched-chain amino acid biosynthetic process
Molecular function (GO): dihydroxy-acid dehydratase activity
Source: RefSeq, a predicted model, not a curated record